GGUAAAAGGUUGUAACGAUGGAUGGAUACCUAUCCGGGAAAAAUAUUAAACUGUAGAUAUUGUGUCUUCAACUUGAACGCACAAAUUUGCGACAGAUUUCAUUAAUUAGAGCUUAUUUAAUGUUUGUGAACGAUCGUGAAUGGCACAAUUAUGACGAAAGAGAAUUUAUAACCUGUCAAUUCAUGGUUUAGUGAUACUGGUUUAAUUACUUAUAUUAUAUUAGUUGACGAGUUCAAUUUCUGCAUUUUCACCAGGUUUAAUAGUUAAGGUUCAUUAACCGAGUACAGUGCAAACCAUAUAGAAUGAUAAAUCUGCUAAUAUUUAUCAAUGAAGUAUGUAAAAAAACGAUUCUGCUAAAAGGAUAAAUGGAGACGUCUUUAGUGGUGGAAAGUGCUAUAGAGGAAGAAGCUAAACCAUCUCCAUCUUUCAUUUCUUUGAACGAUUGCACAAAAACGUGUAACUUAUCGUUUUCGUUUAAUAUCGAUUUCAAUAAUGUUAUUAGCGAUGGUUCCUCCGAUUCAGAAACUGCAGAUUUGCAAAUCGAUGUCUCUGAAAUUGAUAAUUGCGAACCUCCCAUUAAACAUAAGAGGGAUGCUAUCGAAGAAACGUCUUCUAUCAUUAACGAAAUGGAAGAAGAAAUUGAAAGACAACUUGAUGCCAAAGCAGCUAAAACUAACUUAACAGCCACAAAUGUUAAAAAUAUCUUGAAACAUGUUAUUACUAAUGAACAUGUAAUGGCAAUGGUUAAAAAUCAUCUUCAGGAGACAGAGGAUGAUGUACUAUUUGAACCUAAAUUAACAAGAGCAAAGGCCAAAGAAUUAGGAGCAUCUCAAGUGAAUAUACCGUGGCCAAUUACACCAUUGAAAAAGACCACUUCGCAAGUGCAGGCAUUAAUCGAAGAAGAACUAUCGGAAGACUCUUCGGACGAAGAAUACAAUCCAGAACAGGAUAAACAAAGCGACGAUGAAAGGGAAGUAGAAAAUUCUGUAGGCAGCGAUCUAGAUUCCCAACCCUCAACAUCAGCAAAUACUUGUCGCGCAUCAUCGGUCGAACAGACUAAAUCGCUGAAUGUUCAAUAUGAUACGGAAGGAAUUUUUAAAAUUCCUGGUAUUCCUCUUGUCUUGACAGAAGAGGAGAGUAUUGGGCAAAGAACACGUUCAAAACUUUGUUUGAGCGAAACACCUUUGGAACAAAUUGAACAGGCAUUUGUACCACCGGACAUUACAACCGAUAUGUAUGAUUGGGAUUGCGAAGUUGACGAAGAUUGGGAUAAUUUUUUGAAAGAGUUUACUCGACCAUUAACUCAAGAGCCUAUAAUGGAAGAUGACCCAGAAGCAGAUCCAGAAUAUAAUAUAUUAGAGGAUGAAGAAACGGAUUUUUUGGAUAAAGAAGAAUUGCGAGCAGAUAAAGCUGUAAAAGUUACUCGCAAGGAAUUAAAUAAUUUAAUUGCAGAACUAUUUGAGUUCGCUGAUACAUUUUCAAAGCAAGAGCAGGAAAUUUCAAGGAAAAAAAGAUCUCCGGAAAGUCCAAAUUCAUUCAGUGAGAAUAAUACUAUGAAUUGCCCUGUGAUAAAUUUAUUGCCCGUUUGUAAAGAACCUGAAAUUACCAAUUUAAUGAUUACUAGUCAGCGACAGUUGUUGGCAGUUCAACUUCGUCAGCAUGUACAGAUGAUGGCACAACAUUGUGCCAUGUCAUACAUGCAUCCAAAUUUACAUUUUCAAUCAAAAUCAUGCAAACAGAAUUUGAAUGCCUUAAAGUAUUUAAGCAAUGGCCCUAAUUCUGCAUUUAAUGCAGCAAAUUUAUCAGAUGCUUUAAAAUUGGUGUCUGAUUGGGAAGAUAAAUUUUUAGAUGAUACGUUCUGUGAGAAUUUUAAAAAAACUAUUGCCGACGAAGAUGCAGUAAAAAAGAUCUAUAUUGCAAAUAGGUGGAAGUAUACCUCUAAAUUUCAUCCAGAAUUGAAAAAGUUAUUUAUGGAGAGUAAAGCUUUAAUGUAUCCACAACUUUUACCCGAGAUACCUUUCAGGUCUGAAUUAAAUAAGUUUAUGCGAUCUCCGUACCUAAAAUCUGAAGAAUCUUUAAUUGCAUUGGGCCUCGAACAAUUUCUCCCUUUUGUUACAUCCAAGCCGAGAAAAUUUAAGACUCAUAAGUCACUACUAAUGGAUGCAAUACAAUUGAUCGUUGAAUAUUUGAUGCCGUGUAGGGAACCACUGGCAAUAUUUUAUCACAUUCAAAAGCGUAAAGCAGCAAAAGAUAAAAAUCCAAUAAAAUAUUAUUUUGAAAAUGGUUGUCCUCCUCGAACAAUACAUUAUAUAACAUCAGAAUGCAGUCUUAAAGCGCCAAAAGAUCAACCGAUAAACUUUCUACCUAUGAAGUGGCAGUCUUACCUUUACAAUACAGAGCAGAAAAUUGAUUUAUUGAAACGAAAAUAUAUAUUGAAUUUAUAUAAUAAUGAUAUUGUAAAGAAAGACCAUUUUAUAAACAAAGAUUAUACAUCUAUUUCCAAUACGCAUGUGUUGCGUAAGCCAGUUGGAAAUAGAUUACCAAAGAUACUACCCGUAAACACGAAUCAAAAGAAUUCAAAUAAGUAUACGUUAAGGAGUGGUUCCGCCUGCUUGGCCGAAAAUAUUGACAAAUAUCGUGCAAUUACGCAAAAAGAGAUAGAGGAAGAAGCAAAAAGUAAUACGGUCGAGGAACAAGUUAAGAACACUAUACCUAGAAAUUCACUUACACCAAGACAAUCGAAGUUUUCGAAAAAGUCCUCCGAAAUGGUACAAGAAUUACCACAAUUACGGAAGACUACACCCAGAUUAGCAAAGACCAGAAGCGCUCAAAAUAUGAAGUUGAUGGCUCAAGUUUUAGGACCAAAAGGAUUAUCAUCUAAUUGUAAUACCUUAAAAUCGAAAGAAAAGAAUGAUUUGGAGAAAAAUUUGGAGAAAAUAUCAACUUUGUCAAAAACUGAUAAUGAAGACGAAAUAGCGGAAUUAAUGUUAGCCAGUACGACUAUUAAAAAAGAUUCUCUUAGUAGGAAAAAAGCUAAAGAAGCUAGGGAAUUGGAAAAUAUUAAAAGGCUUUUGGAAUCCGAAAAUCCACUAAGCGACGAAGAAAGAGGAUCAAAAUUUGCAGCAUCAUAUCUUCAGAAAUUACAUUUAACGCUAGAAUCUAAUAGCCCGGAAGUAUUUAGAUCUGUGAUCAAAUUAUAUUUAGAUUAUUGUGAAAAAUUGGACAGUAUUAAUCAAAUAGAGAACGAACAGUCCUCUAAUCUAUCAGAACCUUUGCAGGGUGGAAAAAUUACAGAACAAACAACAAUUGAUAAAGACGCAAUAGCUAUAAAUUUAUAUCAAGAUGUAUGUGAAAAGUUACAUGAAUAUCCUGAACUUUGUACAGACUUUUUAUUAUUUUUAAAACCACAUCAAGCCGCAAUGAUGAAUAAAACAAUGGAAUAUAUAAUGCUUCAAAAGAUGAGCGAGUUUAUUAAUGGUGCUCAAAUAUAUUUUGCUAAACAACCUUCUCGAAUAGCAAAAAUGAUGCAAGCUAUCACACAACUUUCGUCCGAUCCUCAGACGACAUUAGAACACGUUCAUACAAUUAUGGGUUCUAUACUAAAGGGUCACCCUUUAGUCAUGGAUUUAUUUCUACAAAUAUUACCCACUGCUAAACCACCGGAAAGCUUGUUUGCGUCACAUAUGUUUGAGAAUUUAACAUAUCCAGUGGGGCCGCAUGACAAAAAGAAAGUUUACGCCAAAGAUGCACCGGAAUUGUAUGAAAAUAUUGAAUUGCCUAUGUUAGCAACACAGGAAGAUCCUUACGGUGGUGAAAAUUGUAGAUGUAAUUGUCACAAUGACGAUGAUUCUAGUUAUAAAAAUAUUUCGGAACACUGUGUGUCUUGUGGCACAAGGUUUCUCAAUGGAAAAAUUUUUCUUCAAACAUCCGAAGGUCUCAGACCGGCUAAAAUUAUUUUUCCUGGGGCCGACGAAGAAAAGUUGGAAAACAUUGCUCGUGUAUCUUUAAAAACAACUGAUAAGCUUGUUCCGUCUAUUUCAUCUAGACAGCGGAGAAAAUCUUCAAAGAACGAAUCUAAUUCUGAUGAACAAUAUCAAAAAUCUUGUAUAUCAAAAAAUUCACCUAUUAAAGAUAACGAGGAAGGUGGAAAAGUGAUUGUAAAAUCUAAAAAAAGUAUAAAGUCUCCAGCAAAGGUUGGAGAUCAAAAAAGAGAUUUAAAAAGAUUAGGAAGUAUAGAUCACAUGGAUGUAAAUACAAAAAAGAUGCGCAUAACACAGUGUAAAAAUAAAAGAGGAAAAACGGCAGAUAAACAAGAAACACAUUUAGAAUGUACAAGUUCACGUGUUGAUCAUAUGAAAUUUAACGAAUCUUUAUGCAUAGAUUCGAACAAUUCCUUGACAGAAAUAACUAAGAAAAAGCCAUCGGAUGUAGAGGCUGAAAUGUCAAAUAGUAGGUCAUACAAAAUUGAUCUAUCUGACAAAAUUAAAAACGCUACUACUUCUAACAAUGAUGCGAAUAUUAAACCAUGGACACGACAAGAAGACACGAUUCUUUUGCAAACUAUUAAAAAGGAAUAUUCCGACGAAUCACUUGCCGUGGUCAGUAAAACUUUAGGAAAUCGUACAUUUGACCAAGUCCGCGAAAGAUGUGAAACACUUUUGUCGUUAUUGGAAAAAAUGAUGUAAUUGUAUACUUUUCUGAUAGGAGUUCUAAUUUUAUUGAAUUGACCGACUUAUGAACGAGUAUAGGUAAGUAAACCUGCAAACCACUAACUACUCCUAUUAACUUGUGUUUAAAUUUAAUUAUUUAUAUCGUAAGACAGAGAAGGUGUUAUUUGCACGUGAACCCGUUUACACAUAUCACUUCUA
Messenger RNA from Colletes gigas, 4868 nucleotides. It is a transcript of the gene mute, whose product is annotated as GON-4-like protein. The record is from RefSeq and is a predicted model, not a curated record. The transcript has 15 exons. Lineage: Eukaryota; Metazoa; Arthropoda; Insecta; Hymenoptera; Colletidae. Bases 366 to 4685 code for a protein of 1439 amino acids. Gene Ontology annotation, cellular component: nucleus. Gene Ontology annotation, molecular function: transcription coregulator activity. Gene Ontology annotation, biological process: regulation of DNA-templated transcription.